AUGGACACUGCGACGGUGAUUGCUGCCGCACAGGGCAGCUUGUUCAGGAGGGACCCGCGCACCGCCAGCUGGUAUCUGGUCGGCAACGUUCCGUUCCUGUUCUUCCUCUUGCUCAGCUAUGUUUACGUCGUAAAAAUAGGUGGACCGCGUUUUAUGAAGGGGCGAAAGCCCUACGAAAGCAUCAAGCCUGUUAUCGUGAUCUACAACGGCGUCAUGGUGCUCCUGAACUGCUACUUCGUGGUGGCCUUUCUGUCCAAGACCUACUUGGGCGGUGGUUACAGCUUGUUCUGUCAAGGCAUAGACUUUGAAGCGCGCGACGAUGAGACUAUGAGUCUGCUGACCCACUGCUGGAUGUACUUUUGGAUCAGAGUAGUCGAUUUUUUGGAUACUGUGUUUUUCGUGUUGCGCAAGAAAGACUCGCACGUGUCGUUCCUCCACGUGGCCCACCAUGUCCUGGUGGUCUCCAGCGGCUGGUACGGCCUCGCCUACGGAGCGGAUGGCCAUGCGGCUUUCACUGUUAUCUUCAACAGCUUCGUACACGUGGUCAUGUACACGUACUACCUGCUAUCUCUCCUGGGGCCGUCAGUGCGACCGUACUUGUGGUGGAAGCGAUAUCUGACGCAGCUUCAAAUGUUUCAGUUUGUCGUUUUGAUGUUGCACGCGACGAUUCCGCUGUUCGUGGACUGUGGCUACCCGAUGGCUCACAUCUACAUCGGUCUACCUCAGGGUCUCUUUUUCCUCGUCAUGUUUGUUCGAUUCUACGCUAGCGCCUACAGAGAAAAGAAGACUCUCACUACACGCAAUGGCGUUAUAAGGAAGACAAAUUGA
Messenger RNA from Dermacentor silvarum, 828 nucleotides. Its product is annotated as elongation of very long chain fatty acids protein AAEL008004. Bases 1 to 828 code for a protein of 275 amino acids. Gene Ontology annotation, biological process: sphingolipid biosynthetic process; fatty acid elongation, saturated fatty acid; fatty acid elongation, polyunsaturated fatty acid. Gene Ontology annotation, cellular component: endoplasmic reticulum membrane. Gene Ontology annotation, molecular function: fatty acid elongase activity. NCBI's taxonomy places the organism in Eukaryota, Metazoa, Arthropoda, Arachnida, Ixodida, Ixodidae. The transcript has a single exon. The record is from RefSeq and is a predicted model, not a curated record.